AUGUCCAAGAUAUUUGUUGUCUUCGGUGCAACAGGCAACCAAGGAGGUUCGGUCAUCGAUUCGAUCCUGUCCGACCCGGAACUUUCGCGGGAUUUCAGGAUUCGAGGUGUCACGCGCAAUCCAGAUAGUGCGAGAGCUACGAACUUGAAGGGCAAGGGCGUCGAAAUGGUUGCGGCAGAUCUAUCAAACCCUACCUCUCUGGCCCGCGCGUUAGAAAAGGCCCAUACCGUCUUUCUCGUCACCAACUUCUGGGAAUAUCUUGAUCGUGAUGUGGAGACCACCCAAGGCAAGAAUGUUGCAAACGCAUGUUCGUCCACCGGCGUGCAGCAUCUCAUUUGUUCAACCGCGGUCAACGUGACGGAAGCGAGCCAGGGUCGACUGACCCACGUCAAGCACUUCGACAGCAAGGCCGAUAUUGAACAGUACGUGCGCGAAAAACAACUUCCAGCGACGUUUGUACAUACGGGUUUCUACAUGUCGAAUGCCUUUACCCAGUCGAUCAUCCGGAAACAACCUGCCAACACGUAUGUGUUGGCAAUUCCUGUCGGCAAUGAGGCAGUCUUGCCGAUGUUUGAUGCCGCUGCGGAUACCGGGAAAUUUGUCAAGGUAGCCAUUAAAAACCGCCCUGCUAUGCUCGGCAGACAGAUCUUCGCAUGCGCCGGUUAUUAUCGUCCUUCGCAACUCGCACAGGAGUUUGCAGAGGUUAUGGGUAAACAUACUGAGUUAGUGCGGUUGACUGAAGAAGAGUACAAAGCCUAUGUUAUACCUUCCAGUUUCGGUCAAGAAGCCUAUGAAACAUAUCUCCUUAUGGUGGAUCCUGGCUACUAUGUUGGCAAGGGACUGGGGGAGAGCCUCGAGUUAUUAGAUGAGAAGCCUACAUCCUGGAAAGAGUUUGUGCAUAAGAACAAACACAAAUUCGCAUAG
Molecule: messenger RNA, 924 nt
Organism: Penicillium hordei
Lineage: Eukaryota; Fungi; Ascomycota; Eurotiomycetes; Eurotiales; Aspergillaceae
Product: NmrA/HSCARG family protein
Exons: 3
Coding region: 1-924 (307 amino acids)
Source: RefSeq, a predicted model, not a curated record